This is a messenger RNA of Otolemur garnettii (small-eared galago), 951 nucleotides long. RefSeq names its product olfactory receptor 52A5. Gene Ontology annotation, cellular component: membrane. Gene Ontology annotation, molecular function: G protein-coupled receptor activity; olfactory receptor activity. Lineage: Eukaryota; Metazoa; Chordata; Mammalia; Primates; Galagidae. The record is from RefSeq and is a predicted model, not a curated record. Gene Ontology annotation, biological process: G protein-coupled receptor signaling pathway. The transcript has a single exon. The coding region runs from base 1 to 951 and encodes 316 amino acids.
AUGCUCACAGUCAAUGGCUCAAUCUUCAUGCCCUCUGUAUUUAUAUUAAUUGGGAUUCCUGGCCUGGAAUCCAUGCAAUGUUGGAUUGGAAUUCUCUUCUGUGCCAUGUACAUUACUGCUGUGAUUGGAAAUUCCAUAAUUUUAGUUAUUAUCAAAUACGAAAACAGCCUCCACCUACCCAUGUACAUUUUUUUGGCCAUGUUGGCAGCCACAGACAUUGCACUUAGCACCUGUAUUCUUCCCAAAAUGUUAGGCAUCUUCUGGUUUCAUUUUCAAGAGAUUUCUUUUGAUGCUUGUUUGCUGCAAAUGUGGCUUAUUCAUUCAUUCCAGGCAACUGAAUCAGGUAUCCUUUUGGCAAUGGCCCUGGAUCGCUAUGUGGCCAUCUGUGACCCCCUGAGACACGCAACCAUCUUUUCCCAGCAACUCUUAACUCAUAUUGGAGUUGGGGUAAUAUUCAGAGCUGCCAUCCUUGUAACACCUUCCAUAGUGCUUAUCAAAUGUCGUCUGAAACUCUUCCGAUCUACAGUCAUCUUUCACUCUUAUUGUGAGCACAUGGCAGUUGUGAAGCUGGCUACUGAAGACGUCCGAGUCAACAAGAUGUUUGGUCUCUUUGUUGCUUUUGCAAUCCUAGGGUUUGACAUUAUCUUUAUCACUUUGUCCUAUGUUAAAAUUUUUAUCACUGUCUUUCAACUUCCUCAGAAAGAGGCACGAUUCAAGGCCCUCAAUACAUGCAUCACCCACAUCUGUGUUUUCCUGCAGUUCUACCUUCUCGCCUUCUUCUCUUUCUUCACACAUAGAUUUGGGUUUCACAUACCUCCAUAUGUUCAUAUUCUCCUGUCAAACCUUUACCUGUUAGUCCCACCAUUUCUCAAUCCUAUUGUCUAUGGAAUGAAGACCAAACAAAUUCGCGACCAUGUACUGAAAAUUGUUUUUUCUAAAAAAGUAUCUUGA